This is a messenger RNA of Callithrix jacchus (white-tufted-ear marmoset), 1688 nucleotides long. The record is from RefSeq and is a predicted model, not a curated record. NCBI's taxonomy places the organism in Eukaryota, Metazoa, Chordata, Mammalia, Primates, Cebidae.
AGGCGCCUCCCCGCGGCCUCACAGACUCAUCUGUUCCAAAUUCAAUCCCCAGCAAUCCAUGCCCAGGGUCCCUUUAUAAGUUUUCAGUGUUUGUGUCUUCCUCAAGCUCAUGACCACUCAUAUUACCUAGGGACCCAGUGGAGUAGGUGAAGUUCUUAAAUCGGCUAGACAUUUUCAGGACCGAAGCCUGGUCUCUAUGCAGAUAGUUUGGGGAGAUGGUUAUGAGCAAUUUAUACACAGCUAGAGCUUAUGCCCUACUCUCCUGAAGUCAGAGGCAGAUGCCUGUAAGAUCUACAGAGGGCCUUUCCGGCAGUGAGGACCUACGCACGAGAACAUGCCUCUAGCAAAGGAUCUCCUUCAUCCGUCUCCGGAAGAGAAGAGGAAACACAAGAAGAAACGCCUGGUGCAGAGCCCCAAUUCCUACUUCAUGGAUGUGAAAUGCCCAGGAUGCUAUAAAGUCACCACUGUCUUCAGCCAUGCACAAACGGUAGUUUUGUGUGUUGGCUGCUCCACUGUCCUCUGCCAGCCUACAGGAGGAAAAGCAAAGCUUACAGAGGGAUGUUCUUUCAGGAGGAAGCAGCACUAAAAACACUCUGAAUCAAGAUGAGUGGGAAACUAUCUCAAUAAACACAUUUUGGAUUAAAAAAAAAAGAUCUACAGAGGGAAGGCACAGAGAAAAGCACUGGUGCCAGUGGGGGUGAAAGAAGGAUCAUGAGGGUGCUGGAGGGAGGCAAAAGGACUCUGGGUCCUCAGAAAGCACAGCUUACUCCCACCUUUCCACUUACCAAAGAGACCAGUUCCUGUUAUGCAGUGCUGGACACACAGUAGGUGAUCCUCACUUUCUGAGUGAAUGGUUUCUAACUCCUAGGCUUAGGUACAGCACAGAAAUCUGUCAACAGCAUCCCCUGCCCCUGAAACUUCACACCACUCUCCACGCUGACAUUCACCUCACACCCCUCCCUCAUCUGUCUUCCAUUUCUUCUGUCUGAUGUCCUGUGACUCAUAGUGACUAUCAGUUACUGAGGUCAAAAGCAGAUGGAUGUGAGCUGGAGGGGUAGAAGAUGAAUGAACCCUGAGAUGGGGAGGCAGCAUUAGUCUGGAGAGGGAAGACUUCUCUUCCCUCUCAGAUGUGGUGCCAGGCAGGGCUCCAGCUGGGAGGAAAGACAUGGCUGAAACCUCUGGAACUAGUUUCACAGGGGUCCUCAGACUCAAAUGAGAGAGGUGUGUUUAAAAUAUAGAUGCAGGCCAGGCACAGUGGCUCACACCUAUAAUCCCAGCACUUUGGGAGGCUGAGGCAGGCGGAUCACUUGAGUUCAGGAGUUUGAGAGCAGCGUGGCCAACAUGGCAAAAACCCAAUUGCUACUAAAAAUACAAAAAUUGGCCGGGUGUGGUGGUGCAUGCCUAUAGUUCCAGCUACUUGGGAGGCUGAGACAGGAGAAUGGCUUGAACCCAGGAGGCAGAGGUUGCAGUGAGCCGAGAUCAUGCCACUGCACUCCAGCCUUGGCAACAGAGUGAAACUCUGUUUCAAAAAUAAAUGAAUAAAAUAAAAUGUAGAUGCCAAGGCUCACCCCAGACCUUGACUAAUCACUAAGGGUGAGACCCAGGAACAUGCAUGUUUAACACCCAGUGAUUCUUACACAUCAGUACAAGGCUAUCACCAAAUUACCACACAACACAGAGAUCACUUC